AUGGCUACGGGCUACUGGCUUAGUGAGCAAUUCUUGGCCAGAAUGCAUGUCGGCACCAUCGCUGAGGUGCGGGCCCUGUCGACCGAGAUGAUUGUCGACGCCACCACAAUGGAGCACAGUUUCUGGUUCUAUCCUACCCUGGACUACUCCGCCAUUCCCGAGAAGUACCUCUCAAGUGUGAAGCAGACCGCUCAGACAAAAUCCCGAUCAUCACUAGUCUCAACGGAGAUGAAAAAUAGUGCCACCGAAUCGGGGUUCACCACUGUCAAGGCCAUCAUUAAGACCGUCAACUCGACCUAUGGUAUUUGUGCUCUAGAUUUCCUCGAGGUGUACCAGCACGCCAAUGCUAACCAAGUUUUCAUGACUUGGCAAGCUGAACUGAAUGUUAUCCUGCACCCCUAG
Molecule: messenger RNA, 402 nt
Organism: Penicillium lagena
Lineage: Eukaryota; Fungi; Ascomycota; Eurotiomycetes; Eurotiales; Aspergillaceae
Exons: 1
Coding region: 1-402 (133 amino acids)
Source: RefSeq, a predicted model, not a curated record